GCGACAGUUGAAUGGGCGAUGUUUGCUUGUGUUAGAGAUUUUGUGGCGCCAAUUACGCUACUUUCUGAUUUCACGUAAUUUAUUUGAUUAUUUACAAAAAUGCCGGCAUUUCUGAAGCAUAUCGAAGUUGAGAACUUUAAGUCUUACAAAGGGAAACUUAUUAUUGGCCCGCUGAAAAGUUUUACGGCAGUGGUCGGCCCCAAUGGAUCUGGAAAGUCAAAUUUUAUGGAUGCUAUCAGUUUUGUCAUGGGCGAGAAGACUAGUAGCUUGCGAGUAAAAAGGUUCAGCGAACUCAUUCAUGGUGCGUCCAUUGGGAUGCCAGUGGCACGAAGUGCCUCGGUAACAGCGGUAUUUGAGUUAGAAGAUGGAACUGAGAAAAGUUUUAUGCGUUCUGUACAAGGUUCUUCUUCGGAACACAGGAUAAAUAAUACUGUUGUCACCAGUCAAGUAUAUCUUAACGAGUUGGAGCAUCUUGGCAUCAACGUUAAAGCAAAGAACUUUUUAGUAUUUCAAGGUGCGGUGGAGUCUAUAGCUAUGAAGAAUCCUAAAGAACGCACUGCUCUUUUUGAGGAAAUCAGUAAUUCUGGUGCAUUAAAGGCGGAAUAUGAAAGAUUGAGAACAGAAAUGUUGAAAGCUGAAGAAGAAACCCAAUUUUCAUAUCAAAAGAAGAAAGGCAUUGCUGCCGAGAGAAAAGAAGCAAAAUUAGAAAAAGAAGAGGCUGAGAAGUAUCAACGUCUCAAGGAAGAAUAUGUGGAGAAGCAGGUAGAACUACAACUCUUUCGGCUCUUCCACAAUGAGAAGAGUAUCGAAAAUUACGAGGCCUCUCAGAAGAAGAAGCAACACGAAAUUGAGAAAAUCGAGAAGAAGAAGGAGAAAGCUGAAGAGCUGUUGAAAGAGAAGAAGAAGGAUGCCGGUAAACUGAGCAGGGAUCUUGCCAAGAUAGAACAAGACAUCAGGGAAGUGGAAGUGGAAAUAACGAAGAAGAGACCGACGUUCAUCAAGGCUAAGGAACGAGUAGCGCACAUGCAGAAGAAGGUGGAAUCGGCGCGCAAGGCCUUGAGUCAGGCGCGUGUCGCGGACGAGGCUCACAAGAAAGACAUACACGAGCUGCAGGAGGAACUACGGCAGGUGGAGGAGGCUAAAGCAGCUUACGAAGCGAGUAUAGCGGGACAGUCGCAAUUGCAAGGAAGAGAUGUGCAGUUGGAGGACGAGCAGGUGCGGGAGUAUAAUCGUUUGAAGGAGGAAGCCGGCAAGCAAUCCGCCAGGUACCUUCAGAUGCUCGACUCGAUCAAUCGCGAGCAGAAGUCGGACCAGGAUCGACUCGACAACGAGGGCAGAAAGAAGACCGAGAUAGAGAACAAGCACAAGCAGAAGGGACACAUGCGGGACGAGGCGCUCAAACGAGUGGAGAAGUUGGAGGAGCACAUAAAAACGUCCGAAACGGCGCUGGAGGACCAGAAGAAGCUCAGAGCCGACUUACAGUCCGACGUGGGCACGUCGAAGGACAAGGUUCAGAAUUUGCAGCGGGAACUGGAGAACAUCUCGGAGCAACUGGGCGACGCCAAGGUCGACAAGCACGAAGUAUCCAGAACGAAGAAGAAGACCGAGAUCGUGGAGAAUUUUAAACGCUUGUUCCCCGGUGUGUACGAUCGCAUGUACAACAUGUGCGAGCCGAUACACAAGAGAUAUAACGUUGCGAUCACGAAAGUACUCGGCAAAUACAUGGAGGCAAUCGUGGUGGAUACCGAGAAGACAGCCAGGCAAUGCAUCCAGUACCUGAAGGAGCAAUAUCUGGAGCCGGAGACGUUCCUACCGCUCGAUUACAUACAAGCUAAGCCAUUAAAAGAACGUCUUCGCAAUAUACAGGAACCCAAGAAUGUGAAAUUGUUGUACGAUGUACUGCAUUUCUCCCCGAAGGACAUCGACAGAGCGGUAUUAUUCGCCACUAACAAUGCUCUUGUGUGCGAGACGCCGGAAGAUGCGAAUAAAGUGGCGUACGAGAUGGACAAAAAAGCUAGAUACGAUUGCGUCGCGUUGGACGGGACGUUCUACCAAAAAGCCGGCAUAAUAUCUGGCGGUAGUUUAGACCUUGCAAAGAAGGCGAAGAGAUGGGACGAGAAGCAAAUGUCGCAAUUAAAGGCGCAAAAGGAAAAACUAACGGAAGAACUGAGAGAAUCUUUGAAAAAAUCGCGUAAGGAAUCCGAAUUGAACACGGUCGAGUCUCAAAUACGUGGUCUGGAGACUCGUUUGAAGUACAACAAAAGCGAUUUGUCUGCGACACAAAAGCAAAUUGCGGAUCUUGAAGUGGAGUUAAACGGUCUGCAAAACGAGCUAAACAUGUUUGGUCCUGCGAUAGCUGCCAUCGAGAAGACUAUGGCUGAAAGGGAUCAAGAGAUUCAGAACAUUAAGGAGAAGAUGAACAACGUUGAGGACGACGUGUUUGCUAGUUUUUGUGAGCAGAUAGGCGUUUCUAAUAUUCGUCAGUACGAAGAAAGGGAGUUAAGAUCACAGCAAGAAAGAGCGAAGAAGAGGAUGGAGUUUGACAAUCAGUGCAACCGCAUCUACAAUCAGUUAGAUUUCGAGAAGCAACGCGACACGGAAAGUAACGUUUUGCGAUGGGAGCGAGCAGUCCAAGAUGCGGAGGAUAAGCUUGAGUCCGCGAGGCAAACCGAGUCUAAUCAAAAAGCGGAGAUCGACCACGACGAGACGCAGAUGGAGCAGCUGAAGUCGUCACGCAACGCCAAGAAAAUGGAGGUCGAUCAGAAGGAAGACGAGAUCGGUAAAGCCAGACGUGAGGUGGGCGCUAUCGCGAAGGACAUUCAGGCAGCUCAGAAGCAACUCAAUUCGAUUGAAACGAAGAUCGAGCAGAAGAAGGCUGAGCGGCACGCAAUUUUGAUGCAGUGCAAGAUGGAAGACAUCGCGAUUCCUAUGCUUUACGGGAAUAUGGAAGAUAUAGCGGGCGAGACGAGCACAACGAAUGUCAUUGACACGAAUGACACGUCGUCAGUGAGCACACAGCAACAGUACGAACGCGAGAGAAGGAUUACCAUAGACUACGCGUUUCUGCCCGAAAAUCUGAAGGAUGUGGAAGAGGAGGAUAUCAAAAAAACAACCGACAAGCUAACGAAAAUAAUCAACGAUCUGCAAAGUACGAUACAGCGUAUUCAAGCACCGAACAUGAAGGCGAUUCAAAAAUUAUAUCUGGCGAAGGAAAAGUUACAAGAAACCAACGAAGAGUUCGAGCAGUCUCGCAAGAAGGCGAAGAAAGCGAAGACGCAAUUCGAGAAAGUGAAAAAAGAACGGCACGACAGAUUCAUGGCGUGUUUCGAGCACGUGGCGAACGAGAUCGAUCCUAUUUAUAAGAGCUUGGCGAAAAAUCAAUCCGCCCAGGCGUUCCUUGGACCAGAAAAUCCGGAAGAACCGUACUUGGACGGCAUUAAUUACAACUGCGUGGCUCCGGGCAAACGGUUUCAACCCAUGUCGAAUUUGUCGGGUGGGGAAAAGACUGUCGCCGCGUUAGCUUUGUUAUUCGCGAUUCACAGCUUUCAGCCCGCACCGUUCUUCGUUCUGGACGAAAUUGAUGCGGCUCUCGACAAUACGAACAUAGGAAAAGUCGCGAGCUACAUCCGUGACAAAACUAGCUCGCUGCAAACUAUCGUGAUAUCGUUGAAGGAGGAGUUUUACUCGCAUGCCGACGCGCUUAUAGGAAUCUGCCCGGACGUAGGCGAAUGUUUGGAAAGCAAAGUGUUAACGCUCGACUUAACUACACAUCCUACGCACAUUAACUAGUAGAAGUUUAUCAUUUACAAUGGAUUAUGAUUUAUUUUUUUAAUAUUGUCUCAGAGAGAACAAUUUUUAAUUAUUUCCUGAAGGAAAUAUAAAAGAGAAU
Molecule: messenger RNA, 3889 nt
Organism: Dinoponera quadriceps
Lineage: Eukaryota; Metazoa; Arthropoda; Insecta; Hymenoptera; Formicidae
Gene: SMC1
Product: structural maintenance of chromosomes protein 1A
Exons: 20
Coding region: 100-3789 (1229 amino acids)
Biological process (GO): sister chromatid cohesion
Cellular component (GO): chromosome; cohesin complex; nucleus
Molecular function (GO): ATP binding; protein binding; ATP hydrolysis activity
Source: RefSeq, a predicted model, not a curated record